AUGUCCCACAUCGCACCCCGGCCACUGCAGCGUCCGGCCCAUCGCCGAACUCCUAGCAAUCCUCAAACGCCCGACAAGAGAGUUGAGCUCGUCGGAAAACUUGAAAGAUAUAUUGGCGAGGUUUUGGAGGCUAUGAAAGCCUACAAGUCUCCCCAGCAGCUGUCUGCUCAUCACAAUGCCAACCAGAUGUUUCAACAAAGGGUGCUGGCCUCGCGCGGCCAGAUGGGGAACAUGUCGGAACAGGACUGGCUGGGCACAAUGAUGCAGUGCUUGAAUGAAAGCAUGAGGACCCAGCAGAGCUCAUUUGUACGCAACACUACACUUGACGUCGCCCUGAGGACUUUCGCUUCUGGGAUUUUCGAGGCUCUGGGCCCAGCCUACUUCCAGGAGCCUUUCGACAAGUACAUGGCCGCAGCGAGGCCAAAUAUUGCCAAUACUGCCAGUGCUGGAUAUCAAGCAACUCAUGAAGUACACGGUAUGCCCAUAAUACAGCGACCGCUGCCAACGGCGCGGCAGCCUGGCCGUCCACCCAAGCGACAAUCGCCGGUGGAAGCCCCGAAUCCUCCUGCGCGGAAGAGAACUUACACAUCUGAGGCUCUGCGACAGGCAGCUGGACCGAUGCGGCCUCCAACGACACCUGCUCAAUCACGACCUAGCCUUGGCACCCCUCACAACCCUCGAUUGUGUAUCGACUUCUGGGAUGUACAACAAGAACGAGAUGCACGAAAGAGACAGGCUAUUCUCGGCUAUGGAGGCAAGUGGUACGUGUUCCAAUGCCACCAGCACGAGGAUGUCCUCUUUUUCAAGACUGCAGAAGGUGCAAGGCAUCAUAUGAUGACUCGCCAUGCCUUGCCAAACCAACAAAUUGAUUUCUUGGACAUCAUCCAGGAACUAGGUGUCGAAGUCAUGAAUUGUGAUGUCGCACGUGCAGAGAAGAACAAUCUUGAGGCUAUCAACAUGUGGAACCGAGUUGGUUCAAACUCUGAUUCGCAACAAGGCGCUGGCAUUCGACCGGAAGGCCCGGUCCACGUCCCGGUGUCAGUUCGUACACACAUCCCUACCACCACACGUUCAAAAACUACGUUUGAACACUCCCCAACCAUGCAUUCUGAAGAGGGGCCAUUGCCGGCGACGCGACUUGACUCUCCGAGCAUCCUCUCAAAUGAUGAAGCGAGCGAGGACACCACUGCCGACCAGAUGGCUGUCACCAUAAAAAAAGAGACGAUAGAGAAGGAACUGGAUUUUCCCUCUACGAAAAUGAAACUUGAUGAGUCUGUUAGCACUCUAAUACGCCCCUCACAGUCCUCCCAGUCUGCUGGCUGGACGGCUGAGGGCCUUCAGGGGAGUCAAUUGGUGCCGACUCCGGCAGCAAACACCGGGAGAAAUUCCUUUGCGAAUGAAGGCGCAAACGAGUUCUCAGAGAACCCGGAAAGACCACAGAGUGCCGCGCUCAUUGAGACGGCCUUUGUUACGAGCAGAGACCUGAAUAUCAGCACAACCCCAGCUACUGAGACGUCGACCACUGCAGAGCGGAUUCCAGACUUGACACCAGACUCGCCAGAAUCAUCUGAGCUCAGCGAACCUCCAUCUUUGGCAGAGUUGGAGUCGAUUGAGCCACCAACAGCCGCGCACAACGACCCAAAGGUUGCGGAUGAUGAGCUAGAAGAAGGCGAAGUCGACGAGUCCUGCAUUCGGGUCGCAUCAUACUCUCCGGUACUGUCAGGCAAGACGACUGAAUCUCCCGAGUUGAGCAAGAAGCAAAAAAGAAGGAUUAGCGCCGCUGGCUCGGCGCCAUCGACCCUCCCGGAGCAAAGGAAGAGGCUACCUGCGACGCCGAAGUCGUCACAGAGGAAGAAAAAGGAGCGACAGUCGUUUCGCAGUCCGGCUCAGGAGACCGGGCCGAGCGCUCAUGAUCAGUUCAAGGCCAAGGCAUGCAAGAAGUGCUCCGAGAGGUUUUACUUUCGCGCCCAGCUGGCGACGCACAUGAACAGCGAGCACCCUGAAGUAAUAAUAGUAGAGUAG
Molecule: messenger RNA, 2022 nt
Organism: Akanthomyces muscarius
Lineage: Eukaryota; Fungi; Ascomycota; Sordariomycetes; Hypocreales; Cordycipitaceae
Exons: 3
Coding region: 1-2022 (673 amino acids)
Source: RefSeq, a predicted model, not a curated record